Molecule: messenger RNA, 2326 nt
Organism: Rasamsonia emersonii CBS 393.64
Lineage: Eukaryota; Fungi; Ascomycota; Eurotiomycetes; Eurotiales; Trichocomaceae
Product: Na+/K+ ATPase
Exons: 1
Biological process (GO): intracellular potassium ion homeostasis; sodium ion export across plasma membrane; proton transmembrane transport
Cellular component (GO): membrane
Molecular function (GO): ATP hydrolysis activity; ATP binding; P-type sodium:potassium-exchanging transporter activity
Source: RefSeq, a predicted model, not a curated record
CAACGCGGUCGGCGUCGUCGUCCUGACCGGCGGGCGAUCCGUCAUGGGCCGCAUCGCCAACAUCACCGCCGGCGUCAAGCAGAAGCCCACCCUGAUCCAGCGCGAGAUCACGCGCUUCGUCACCAUCAUCGUCAUCCUCACCGUCUGCUUGGCCUCCCUCAUCCUGUUCACCUGGGUCGGUUGGCUCCGCGUCGACCACUACGGCUUCAUGAACGUCGUGCAGAUGCUGAACGAUGUCAUGGGCUGCGUCGUCGCCUUCAUCCCCGAGGGCAUGCCCAUCGGCGUCGCCCUCACGCUGAUGAUGGUCGCCCGCCGCAUGAAAGCCGCCAACAUCCUGCCCAAGGGCCUCGCGACCGUCGAGACCCUGGGCUGUGUCAAUGUGCUCUGCUCCGACAAGACGGGCACGCUGACGCAGAACAAGAUGAUUGUCAAAUCAGUCGGCCUCCUGGACCGGGAAUACGCCAUCGACGAGAUCACGGCGCUGCACCAGCAGGCCGACAUUCCCGAAUCCCUGGCCAGUCUCCACCGCGGCUCGCUGCUCUGCAACGACGCCUUCUUCGAUCCCGCAUCCCUCAGCAAGCCCAUCCCCGAUCGUGAGGUGCAUGGCAAUGCCACCGACGCGGCCGUCCUGCGAUUCGCGGAAUCCAUCCAGCCGGCGGGCAAUCUCGCCUCGCAGUACGAACGCGUCUUCCAGAUACCCUUCAACUCCAAGAACAAAUGGAUGUUGACCAUGCACAAGCUUCCGUCGGCGGAUUCGAGCUCGGGCUAUCUCGUUUACGUGAAGGGUGCCCCCGAUGUGCUCCUCCCCCGGUGUACGGCCUACUGGUCCGGUCAGAGCCACGAAGUCAAGGCGCUGGACGACUCGGCCAAGCAGCUCUUUUCCGCGUUCCAGGAGAAGCUGUCCAAGCGGGCGGAGCGCGUCAUUGUCCUGUGUCAGCGGUCAUACGUCCCGCGCAACGCCCUGGGGUCGAACGACUUCAAGGACGAGAUCGAAAACGAAUGCACGCAGGAUCUGACCAUCAUCGGCAUCUACGGUAUCAUCGAUCCCCCGCGGCCAGAGACCGCCCAGACGGUGGCCUCAUGCCGCCGCGCGGGGAUCCGGUUCUUCAUGGUCACGGGUGACUUUGGUCUCACGGCCGCCGCGAUUGCGCGGGAGGUCGGCAUCUUCACGGGCACGGCGGAUCCCGACACGGUGUCGGACCUGCCGAGCGCGUCCGACAGCGAAGGAAACGAAAAACCCGACCGGUCGCGACGGUCGCUGCUGGUCGAAGGCCCCCAGAUUUCGUCGCUUCGGGAGAGCGACUGGGACGCCAUCUGCCGGUACGAGGAGAUUGUGUUCGCGCGGACGACGCCCGAGCAGAAGCUGCGCAUCGUGGAGGAGUUCCGGGCGCGCGACCACGUCGUGGCGGUGACGGGCGACGGCGUCAACGACGCGCCGGCGCUGCGCAAGGCGGACGUGGGCGUGGCCGUCGUGUCGGGCAGCGACGUGGCCAUCGAGGCAGCGGAUCUGGUGCUGCUGGACAAGUUCGACUCGAUCGUGCAGGCGAUCCGGCUGGGCCGGCUGGUGUUCCAGAACCUGCAGAAGGUGAUUGCAUAUCUGCUGCCGGCGGGCAGCUGGUCGGAGAUCUGGCCGGUGGUGAUGAACGUGUUCUUCGGCGUGCCGCUGCCGCUGAGCUCGUUUCUGAUGAUCAUCAUCUGCGUGUUCACGGACCUGUUCCUGUCGCUGUCGCUGAUCAUGGAGAAGGAGGAGUUUGACCUGCUGGACCUGCCGCCGCGGAACCACAAGCGCGACCACUUGAUCAACUUCAAGAUCUACGCGCAGUCGUACCUGUUCAUCGGGGUGAUGGAGACGCUGUGCGCGCACUGCAUGUUUUUCCUGUACAUGUACCGGGCGGCGGGCAUCCCGUUCCACGCGCUGGUGUUUGCCUUUGAGAAGUACUCGGACGGGUUCUACGGGUACACGCAGGCCGAGCUGACCAACUUCAACAACGUGGGGCAGUGCGUGUACUUUGUGACGCUGGUGAUGCUGCAGUGGGGCAACAUCCUGUCGGUGCGCAACAAGCGCAUGUCGAUUCUGCAGGCAGACCCGGUGCGGCGGAAGCGGCGCAACCCGUGGCUGGCGCUGGCGAUGCUGGUGUCGCUGGUGAUUGCCAUCUUCGUGACGGAGGUGCCGGGGCUGCAGUAUCUGUUCAACACGGCGCGGGUGCCGAUCGAGUAUUGGUUCAUACCGCUGGGGCUGGCGCUGGGCAUAUUGAUGAUGGACGAGGUGCGCAAGUUGGUGGUGCGGCUGUUUCCCAAGAGUCUGAUUGCGCGGAUAGCGUGGUAG